This is a messenger RNA of Canariomyces notabilis, 2412 nucleotides long. RefSeq lists its product as uncharacterized. The record is from RefSeq and is a predicted model, not a curated record. Gene Ontology annotation, cellular component: cytoplasm; membrane; microtubule. The coding region runs from base 1 to 2412 and encodes 803 amino acids. Lineage: Eukaryota; Fungi; Ascomycota; Sordariomycetes; Sordariales; Chaetomiaceae. The transcript has 2 exons. Gene Ontology annotation, molecular function: microtubule binding; GTP binding; GTPase activity.
AUGGAGUCUCUCGAGGCUCCUUUGCCGCCGCAGGUGGCCCUUGACGCUGACUCGCUGGCCCAACUCAACAAUCCCGAGUCGAAGGCGCUACUCGACACCAUUGAUAGUCUUCGGGAGAUCCACGUUGGCGACAUUGUCAACUUGCCCCAAAUCAUCGUCGUUGGCGACCAGUCGUCGGGCAAGAGUUCGGUGCUGGAAGCCAUCUCGCGAGUGCGCUUCCCCGUCGACGGCGAUUUGUGCACGCGCUUUGCCACGGAGCUCGUUCUGCGCCGUGCCAACGAGACGGCCGUGCAGGUCAGCAUCCAGUUCGCCGACGGCACACCUGAUCCGGCCGGGCGCGGGGACACUAGUAUAGACCCGCCAUUCCUCAGGGAGACAUUCAACAGGGAGGCCUUGCCCGACAUCAUUCGCGAUGCCAAGGCGCGCAUGGGCAUCCGCGAGGGGAGCACGAAGAGAUUCUCACGAGACAUCUUGCGCGUAGAGAUCUCUGCCCCAGACGUGUACCCCCUGACCCUGGUCGACCUUCCUGGUAUCUUCCACAGUGCGACGGCCGACCAGAACCAGGCCGACAAGGAGAUUGUCGAUCAGCUGGUGGCGAGCUACAUGAGCCAGCCAAAGAGCAUCAUCCUCGCCGUCGUGGCCGCAAACAACCAGCUCGCCAACCAGGCGGUUCUGCAGGUAGCCCGGAGACACGACCCGUCCCGCGAGCGCACCAUCGGCGUCAUCACCAAACCCGACCUGGCCGGACCCGGGUCGGCCAACGAGCGCAAGUACCUGGACUUGGCCAAGGGCCUCGAGAGUAUGCAUAAGCUCACCCUCGGCUGGUACGUGCUGCGCAACCCGUCUGAGAGCGAGAGGUCCUCGGGAGAUGACGCCCGAGACGCCAUCGAACAGCGCUUCUUCGAGUCUGGCGCUUGGAGCUCCGUCCUCCCGGCGAACAGGGGCGUCGAAAGCCUACGGAAGCGCCUGAGCAAAGUCCUUCUGGACCAUAUCAGAACCAAUUUACCGGGCCUGAUCCAUGACAUUGAAGCUAAUUUAAGGACGCGCCAGGAGGCGCUGGAUCGACUUGGAAGUUCGCGGUCGACGACCGAGGAGCUCCGCUCGUACCUGCUCGGCAUCGCUGAAGACUUCCAGCGACUGGCGCGCGACGCGAUUGAGGGCCGGUAUAGCAACGAGCGCUUCUUUGGAGGCAUCGAUGAGGAGAACAAAAAGCUCCGUGCCAAGCUGCGCAACAGGAACCGCGCUUUUGACGUUGUUAUGGAAGUCAAAGGCGCGAGCUACAAGAUCCGGUGGGAGAACCGAAAUGCUGCCGACGAGAAUCCAGGGGCCGACGAUGGCAACGGCGGCGAUGACAAUGACGAUGAUGACGACUCCCCGGAGUUCCCAGCCUACCUGCAGAACCUGAUCGACGAGUACGGACUGCCAAACCCGGAAGCCAAAUGCGAAACAGAGCUCAGCGCGGAGCUGCAGUCGCAGGCAUCAUUCAACCUGGGCCGCGAGUUUCCCGGUGAAGCCAACAGCGAGCUGGCCCUCCAACUGUUCAGAAAGCAGGCAAAGCCGUGGAAGGACAUCGCCUGGACUCACCUCCAGCAGGUGCUGAAGGUUAGCCAGGAGUUCGUCGAGGAGGCCUUCACGCACAUCAUCGGCGCCGACGAAACCACCUUGACAGCCGUCCUAAGAGAUUGCGUGGACCCCUUCUUCGUCGAACGAGAAGAGCUGCUACGUGAAAAGCUGCAGGAGUUGCUUCUUCCGUACGAAAAAGGUUACGGAAUGCCACUCGAAGACGAGUUCAGUUUCAGAAUGGAGGAGAAAACGCUCCGCCGACUGGCCGGUCGGCUCGUCGGUCGCCUUGGAGAACUCCACCCGGAACUGUUCCAACCAAAUGCACGCCUUACCCGGCAGAUGCUUCAGAGAGCCGUCCGCGACCUGGGCCAGGAUGAGCGGGACGAAUUUGCCACUUCAAGAGUGAUUGAUAUGGCCAUGUCUCAUUAUGAGAUGUCGUUGCGUACCUUUGUUGACAAUGUCAUUAACCUCGCAGUUGAAAGUUGCCUGGUCUGUGACAUCCCCGGCAUCCUGACGCCGAGGAAGGUGGACAAAAUGACCGCCGAUCAACUGGCGGAGUUGGCCGCCGAGUCGGACGAGGUGCAGAGUCAGCGGUUGGCUCUACAGAACGAGGUCCGCAUUCUCAGGGAGGGCCUGCGCAGGUGCCAGAGGCACAGGCCGAGAGAGCUGACAGGUGAGUCGGUGAUAUGGAACACAGGAAGCGAGUCGUUAGGAGAUUCUAGACGUUGGAUGGCGAGCCGUCGCGUCCGCCGGGACUCACAGUGGCUUUCGGCUGCUGACAGAUCCGGAUGGGGCUCGUCGGGAAUCAGCAUCGCAUCCAAAGAGAGCAGAGAGUUGUCCCAGGGCUGA